AUGAACUCCAUGCUGUACACCCUGUACGGCUUUGCUGUGUUCUUCAUGGUGUUCUGGUCGGUGAUGUGGAUCGUCCACAUCCUCGCCCUGAUAGCCGGCCGCUGGAAGCUGCACCGCAAGCUCGCCCAGGUGCCGAGCUACGAGACCCCCCUGCCCGGCGUCUCGAUAAUCAAGCCCCUCAUGGGCGUCGAUCCGAAUCUCUUCAGCAAUCUCGAGACCUUCUUCCAGCUGGACUACCCGAUCUACGAGCUGCUCUUCUGCAUCGAGGACGAGCAGGACCCGGUGCUCAUGCUCGUGCACAAGCUCAUCGACAAGUACCCGGCCGUAGAGACGAAGCUCUUCGUCGGCGGCCGGGGCGUCGGCGUUAACCCCAAGAUCAACAACAUGCAGCCGGCCUACGAGGCCUCCAAGCACGAGCUCAUCCUCAUCAGCGACAGCGGCAUCCGCAUGAAGGAGGACACCCUCCUCGACAUGGUGAACUACAUGACCGACCGGGUCGGCCUCGUCCACCAGAUGCCCUUCACCUGCGACCGCGAGGGCUUCGCCGCGGCCUACGAGAAGAUCUUCUUCGGCACGGUCCAGUCGCGCAUGUACCUCGCGGCGGACCUGCUCAGGAUAAACUGUCACACCGGCAUGUCGGCCCUCAUCAAGAAGACGCUGCUCGAGGAGGUCGGCGGCCUCAAAGCCUUCGGCGUCUACCUCGCCGAGGACUUCUUCUACGCCAAGAGCCUGACCGACCGGGGCUGGAAGAUCACCGUCUGCUCGCAGCCCGCGAUGCAGAACAGCGGCCACUGCGAGGUCUACACCUUCCAGGCGCGGCUCAGGCGCUGGGCCAAGCUGCGCGUCGCCAUGCUCCCGACGACGAUCGUCCUCGAGCCGCUCAGCGAGUGCCUCAUCCUCGGGGCCUGUGCCAGCUGGGCGGUCGGCCUCCUCUUCGACUGGGACUCGCUGCUCUUCUACGCGGCCCACAUUGUCCUCUGGUUCAUGUUCGACUGGACGCUGCUCUGCGUCGUACAGAACGGCCCCCUGCCCUUCAACCUCAUCGAGUUCGUCAUCGGCUGGCUGCUCUGCGAGACGACCAGGCCCUACCUCUUCGCCCAGGCGGUGCUGGACCCGCUGAUACAGUGGCGCUCCAGGGUCUACAGACUCAAGUGGGGAGGACUCGCCGAGGAAGUCAAGGCCAAAGUCAAGUACUGA
This is a messenger RNA of Nasonia vitripennis (jewel wasp), 1197 nucleotides long. It is a transcript of the gene GlcT, whose product is annotated as ceramide glucosyltransferase. The record is from RefSeq and is marked validated. The transcript has a single exon. Gene Ontology annotation, cellular component: membrane. NCBI's taxonomy places the organism in Eukaryota, Metazoa, Arthropoda, Insecta, Hymenoptera, Pteromalidae. Gene Ontology annotation, molecular function: ceramide glucosyltransferase activity. Gene Ontology annotation, biological process: glucosylceramide biosynthetic process. Bases 1 to 1197 code for a protein of 398 amino acids.